AUGUGCUCGCUCGUAAUCUGUACUUUCAGUAACUUUAUUUUUUUAAAGUUAAUUUAAACCAUCAAAUAAAAUUCUAAAAAUCAGCGAUGAAACCAAUGACGAUGCAUUACAAUUGAACUAACCGUGACUAAAAGUAUCUAUAUAAAGUGCAGUGCUUAAGAUAUUGUACCAGUGUAAUGUCGAUGAAAAAUAACUUGAUUUGUUUGAAAAUGCAAUGGGCUGGCGGGGGGGAGAAGGUGGUGCUGAGUGGUUGCUUCGCCGAUACGAAGCUGUGCAUUAACUCAUGGUGUCAUUGAUAUCGGAACUGAGAAGCUCCAAGAUGUCGGCAGCGGGAUCAGCUGUGGCUAUGAUCGGAGCCAACUUGCGCUUCGGUUCAGCAGGCGCAACUAACUCCUCCGUCGUCAACAACACCAGGCUGUGUCCGCCAGGAGGCGCUGCGAGCGCUGCCGCGUUGUUGGCGCUCUCUGGACUUGGAAUAUCGGCGAACAUUGCGCUCAUGGCGGUCAUAUUGAGCAAGAAGCAGUUGAGAAGGUGGUCACACGGUCUGCUCUUCCACCAGGCAGUUGUGGACUGCGCACGAGCAGCAAUAUUGCUUCCACUCGGCAUUGCUGUAUUCCGAUGUCAGCCUGUGUACAAGUGUUCACUAGUGGAAACUGCGUUCCUAUUACUUGUAACAGUCUCCACAGUCAACAUGCUGACAACGGUACUGAACGACAGCCCUAUAUUCCCUGAAAACGAGGAGGAGCAAGCUGAUUUAUCGGCCCCGUUGCUAAUGGAUAGUCCUCAGUGCGUCCUUUUCGGCACGUUUAUGAUAUGGUUCGCGUCUAUUACGAUAAACCUUGGACCCACUUUCUUAUCGGGAGCGUUGGCGGCGAGCGCCGGCUCUUACGGCUCGUAUGGCCCAUCACCGUCCUGUCCCUUAGUGCGAGGACCGUUUAGACAUUACGUACUUAAUGCUCUAUGGAUAGGCGUUAACGCUGUCUGCGUUGGAUUGACACUAUUCCAUUUACGGAAACUUCAUCGGGAUCUUACUAAGGCUAACGUAGAGGCUGUACGAGUAGCUGGUCUAGUGACCACGCUAGUCAGCAUGGCAGGUGACAACAGGCGCAUGGACUCGCUGCCCAACAGCGUCGGACCGAGGACAGUCGAUGGCGCACUGGCAGACGGUCAAUGCCGUUCGACGGGUAGCGCCAAUCUUCCACUUGGAGGCGGUCGCAGACUGAGAGGGUAUCUAGCUAGAGUGGAACGCGAGGGAGUUCGCCGCGUGCGCAUGUUCCUGGUCAUCACUGCGGCGUACGUGCUAUUCUGGGGGCCACUGUUCAUCAUAACGCUGCUGCACCACCCGGCUUUGACUUCACAUGUAGCGUAUGAACUGUACUUUCAAAUCACGCUGCACAUAUCGUACGUGCACGCAGCAGUGAACCCGCUGUUGUUCCUCGCCCUGCACCGCGCGCUGCGGCGAGCUACGCUGCAACUGUGCUGCGGGUGCUGCGUGCACUGGAGUCAAUUCGUACUGGCUCUCACUGCAGCCGCCCAGUCUCCUCUCGCACCGUCAUCGUUCUCGCCGGCCGCGGCGUCGCCCGAGCCGCCGCCCGCGCCGCCGCCGCCGCAUACCGGCGCGCCCGCGCCUCACACGAUGAUGAGUUGGGAGGUUGAGGAGUGUGAUGCAGAGAGUAUGUCGAGUGCGCGUGUGCAGGGAGACGAGGAUAUGAUGGAGUCGUGGAGCGGCAGCGUGCGGCGGCCGCGAUCGCCGAGCCCGCUCCUGCCCGUCGUCUGAAGCGCCCACCGCGCGCCCGCGCCGCCCAUGCCCGCCUGUCUGCCACCUUCCGUGCCGUGUAAAUAACACUCGGAGCAAACAUCUCAUACAUAUAAUACGGAUACUCAUCUUCUCGUGCACACUUUAGUGUAUAGAAUCUGUCUUAUGAAUGUUGUUAAGUAGAUGUACUUUUGAAUAUUAGAAGUAAGUAAUCAUAAAUAAUCAAAGAUUAUUACCUACAUUAUUGAAAUCUAAGUAUUCACUUUAUGAUGAUAAAUAAGUAAAUGUCCCUAUUUAUAGAUAGCUGUAUUGUAAAUGUAACAAAAAACGGAAAGCUCAAUUCUAAAGAAAUAACGAGUAGCAAUAAAUUUUACAUUGACAGGACACAAAUAUUCAAUAUAAUAUAGAUAACAAUAAGAAAUAUUUUUGCGAUCAUUUAAAUAAAUAUGACCAUAUAACACCAAACAAAGGGUAAGCCCAUGAAAUAUAAAUAGAUAGAUUAAAAAAGCAACUAAUUGUAAGAUGUACCUAACUUCAUUUUAUUUUGAUUUUUCUAACGUUGAUAUUCAGUUUUUAUUUGUGGGUAGGCAGGUAUUUUUAAACCAAGUAUUUUCUUUAAUAGACUGUAAAUAGGAUUUAAUAAUCGUUGUAGUUAGUAAUUUUUCAAAAAUAAUAAUUAUAUCGCUCUAUUCUUAAAUUAAAAAAAUGAUAACGUUAAUGCUAUUAAAAAAUUAUUUGUAAAAUUUGAAGAGGUACCAUUUUAUUAUUUCCAAUAAACCUACAUAAUUUUAUCACUUAUUUAUUUUGCUUAGGUAUAGCUAAUAAUUAUUUUAUGAUACCCAGAAGUCCAAUGAUAUACCGAAGUCUCAUGAUAUUGGAACACUGGGCUAAUACGAGAUCGAACACUUCAUAAAUAGGUUACGUUUAUACAGGCCGAUGUAAUGCAAUUUAUGUAACGUACGACAGCUCAACAAGGCUGGAUAUUAUUAAAUAGACAUUCCUAUUUAACUUUCUAUAUGUUGAAUUUAUUGUUGAGAUACAGCAAUUUCAGAUGUUUUCUUAUAAUUAUUUUACUUAGACAAUUUAAAUAGAAGCGUAAGACAAAAAUAGUGUUUUGAAUCGAUUAAUUAUUUGAAAGUAGAGUUUUCAAUACAUCCUGCAAAGACUGAUUUUAUCAUUUAUUUUUUACACUUGUUAUUAUUUGAGAAACUAAAAACAAGAAAUAAACAAAAAGGGUAAAUUUUAACGUCCCGUAUAAAGAUAUGGUGAAUUGUAAUAUAAGUAUUACUAUUUCUAAAAACCUUUGAAAAUAUUUUGAUCUGUGAAGUAGAGUUCAAUUGUAAAUAGAUUUUAACCUUAAGUAUAAUGAUUAUACCUUAAACUAAGAAGAAUUCCCUUCGUGAUCAUGCACCUCUAUAUAUUUGAAUGAUUUGUACCUACUGGGAACACAGUAUUAAAAUUCUACUUUUCUAUUUUAAGAAUACUGACAAAAAACUUCAAAUGGUUCAACCUACCAAGGUUUUUGACAUAAUUCAUUAACUGACCUAAGAGUAAGCAAGCUUCCCACAUGAAUAAUUAAGCAGUAGGUAUAAUAUGUCUAUUUGAUUAUAUUAAUUUGCUUGUGUACCAAAUUAUUAAAAGUGCCAAAGAUAAGUAAAAAACCUGCUGACAUAACAAUUGAACCAAAAAUUACGCACUUUUCGUACUAAGUAUAAGAAUAUCAAGUAUUAUAAGCUAUUGGUAUUAUUUUUAUGAUGCCCAUUCAUUAAAAAUAACAAUUUUAUGAAUUUUGUAACUCUGGAUAGUUAUAAUAUUAAAUGUACAUCGACUUGUUAAAAGGGUUGUAAAUAAAACCAAACUGUAAAAUAUAAUUAACUAAAAUGACUAAGAGGUAAAAUGUAAAACUUAUAUAUGUGUUCUUAUAACAAAAACAAAUAAAAUAACAAUGUUAAAAUAAACA
Maniola jurtina (meadow brown) is the source of this 3716-nucleotide messenger RNA. RefSeq lists its product as uncharacterized. Gene Ontology annotation, molecular function: G protein-coupled receptor activity; peptide binding. Gene Ontology annotation, biological process: G protein-coupled receptor signaling pathway. The transcript is spliced from 11 exons. The record is from RefSeq and is a predicted model, not a curated record. Gene Ontology annotation, cellular component: membrane. Bases 284 to 1777 code for a protein of 497 amino acids. NCBI's taxonomy places the organism in Eukaryota, Metazoa, Arthropoda, Insecta, Lepidoptera, Nymphalidae.